CCAUGAUUCCUGGAGAAGACGCGAUACACAGCUCCAUUGCCGGGAGCUCGCGUCGAAGAAUGCUUUCCAUGUGGACAUUGUAUCUCACAUCAUUUAUUGGUGCUACUGGCUAUUCAAUCAUCAUGUCAUCAGGCUACCCAUAUCUGCAGCAACUCGACUCAGAAGCUACCACCCAAUUGUACGGCUUGGUUGUCGCCUCUUUCAGCCUCGGCCAGUUCAUUGGCUCUCCUCUGAUGGGCAUAGCAUCAAACUCAAUAGGAUACAUGUUGCCAUUCCAGCUAUGUCUCGUUCUCAUUUGCAUUGGCCAUGCAGUUUAUGGAUACUUGGAAGGCUUGCCUUCAAAUACAGCUCCAUACGUGAUGGUAGCUGCACGCUUUAUCACCGGAGUGGGAUCUGGUAACAUCGCAAUUGUACGCUCUUUCGCAUCUGUGACGACUACAGUAGAAGAACGGACAGCUGUGCUCACGAACAUUUCAGCUGCCCAAGCACUUGGCUUUAUUUUUGGACCAUUACUUCAGACGUUGUUCGUGCCCAUAGGAGACUCAGGACUCACCCUCAAGUAUGUCAACAUCACCAUAUCAAUGUACACUGCACCCGCAUUCCUCUCAUCUACUCUAGCCUUCCUCAACCUCUGCAUGUUUUGGGCAUUCUUCACUGACGCUACCACUGUCUCUUCACGUGGCAUAUACAGAAGAAGACCUCGAACAAUUACAAUACACGAAUACACGCCAGCCAAUCAUAAUCGAGACAGUAUGACUAUAUCCGACACUCAGCAACAAGUGUCAUCAGUUUCCGGCAACAAUAACGUCUAUUUGAGUGACGAGAACACUAGUAGAUCGCUUGUAGUGAACAGCUAUGCGAGAAUUAACGGAGAUAAUAUUAGAAGCAAUCUUGUAGAUGUAGAUUCUGUCAGUGAGCGGGAAUUGGCGCGGGAGAAUUUGACGAGUGACCGAGUCAGACUCGUGACUGUGAGUCGUGACAACGAUAGAGAUAACUUCGCUUUGGUUUUGUCUGUUUAUCUAUGGGUUGUGGUGCUGACGACGUUUUCAUUCUACGAAACUCUGGUGACUCCAAUUCUGGAAGUGAUGUGUGCGUGGACUGCUGAGAAGUCCACACUUGCAGCCAGCAUUCUGCUCGGAGGCUGCAGCAUAGUCACCAUCCUCUCUAUGAUUGCCGUCAAGGUCAUCACUGCUAGGUUUAAAGAGAGACAUGUUCUAUUUUGCGCCAUGGUGCUUCUCAUGCUUUCAUUUGUAGCAGUCAUGCCUUACAGCUCAGACCAUCCUAAGGUUUACUACCCAGACGAAAACACGAGUUCAACCCUUGCUCCGAAAGACAGAAAGGGUUGUGACUCCACGAAGUACGACUGGUGUGAGGAAGUACACGAGAUCUACUUGUACCAGUUCGUCAUAUCAGCUGUUAUAAAUUGCAUGGGAUACGCCGUAGCCACUGUGCUUGUGGCAACGAUAUUCUCAAAGAUUGUCGGACCUUUUCCACAAGGAUUUCUGCAAGGAAUCCUCACAGCUGCCGGAUCUCUGGCACGUGCUCUGGGACCCCUUCUAGUGACCCAACUGUUCGACCACUAUGGACCCAUGGCAGCCUACCUCUCUCAAGCAGCUAGUGUUGGAGUAGCUACGACGGUUGUGUUCGUCUUUAACCGGAAAUUCAUCCAGCAUAUUGUAACGCGCGAAUUCGGUGUCAGUUACUGAUGGUAGUGAUGAUGAUUACGUCAUAUCGCAUUACUUCGCUCUAUUCUUUGUAUCGUUUACUGCUUAGAUAAUCAAUUGCUCAAAUGCAAGAAAUUGAAAAGGUGACAUUGAAGAAUUGAAACUUAGCAAAAUUGGUACAAAUUGUA
Messenger RNA from Symsagittifera roscoffensis, 1852 nucleotides. Its product is annotated as major facilitator superfamily domain-containing protein 8-like. Gene Ontology annotation, cellular component: lysosomal membrane. The record is from RefSeq and is a predicted model, not a curated record. The transcript is spliced from 9 exons. Gene Ontology annotation, biological process: transmembrane transport. Bases 3 to 1706 code for a protein of 567 amino acids. Gene Ontology annotation, molecular function: transmembrane transporter activity. Lineage: Eukaryota; Metazoa; Xenacoelomorpha; Acoela; Convolutidae.